CGCGUCAAGAAGAUGUCAAACGUCGGUUCGCUGUCCGAGCGACUCGUGAACGGUGAGAGGAGCGACGACGCUGCUGCUGGUGCCGCCACCGGCGCUGUCAGUGCAGGCCGCGGCCGCGGGGGCGGAGGAGGAGAAAGCAGCUGCGUGGGCGGCUGUGGUGGUGGAAGUGUCUUUGCUUCUCGUAGUGGUGCCGCCGGUUCUUGCAUCAGUGGUGGUAGUGUUGGUAAGAAGAAUAAUAAUAACAAUAAUAAUACUGAUACCGUUGGUAACAGCGGCAUACUCGCCGUCGCGGCCGUUGUUACCGGCGGCGUCAUCAGUGGCGCCGCGAACGGUCCCCGCGACGUGACGUUGUCCGACGCCCGCGACACGACGCCAGUGAAUUUCUGCCGCGAGACUACCACGGUACCGCGCAUCCGCGGCGGCGGUUGUCGUUGUCGCAUCUUUGCUGUUGUCGACGCGUUAUCAUCCUCGGUGACAGGCGCGACGACGUGCGCGUCCAAUGGUGGCGACGACGCCGCCGACGACGUCGCUGCAACGACGACGACGACGACGGACUGCCGCGAGAUCACGCUGAGUAGCGCCGGGACGACGCCGCUACUGCUGGACGCCGGUAGCUGCACCGACGUGAGAACGGUCGGUAGGAGCAGAAGCGGCAGGAGCAACAACCGCAACACCACAAACGCCGCUGCCGUCGUCAUUGUUGACAUCGCGCCGUCGUUUCACGACGACGACGACGACGGCGACGGAGACGACGACGAAGACGAAGACGACAACGACGACGACGACGACGACGACGUCGAGGACGACGAGGAGGACGACGACGAAGACAAGGGUCGUCGUCGUCGCCGCCGCUAUCACAAUUGCGGCAACAUGGUCGCGGCGAUGAACGAGCACCUGUCCAACGCAACAACGACAACAACAUCAUCACCGCCGGCUGUGGCGAACGCCGUCCGUGCCGGCAACAAUACCGUCGCGAUGUCAUCGUCGUCGUCAUCGUCAUCAUCAUCAUCGUUAUCCUCGUCGUCGUCCUCGGUAUCGUCGGCUAUGAUGACAGCAACUACCACGAACGCCGGCGGCAACAAUAAUCCCUCCGCCACGAUGAUGACGAUGGGCAGUGUCGGGAGCGGUGCCAACGGCAACAAUAACAGUGGCAGCGGCGGCUGCACCAGCGCGCGCAAUCAGGAGUUCCAAGAGGUGGACGGCGACAGCAAGAGCACCGCUGCCGCCGGUAUCCACAGUUUUCCAUGUGACUUCGAUCAUAUGUACGCCAGCAUGACCGACGGUGCUGCGCCGGCCGCCGCCGCGGCCACCGCUCUUGGCGUUAGUCCGCUCCGCGGUAAUGAGCCCCGUCACAAUGACUUCACCGAGGUCAAACACCUGAAGGAGCUGCUGUUGCUCCACCUCGAUCUCAUCCAGCAGCAGUCCGAGCAGAUCGUCACCAAGGACAAGCUUCUCGCUGCGCUGCGUCAGGAAAACGAAACGCUGAAACUGCGUUUGGAGCGUAUGGAAAGGCGGGUGAGUCUUCAGAAGCUGAGGUCCGAGUGUAGCGAGAAUUCCACCGGUUCGGAGCAUUUGGGUAGCGCCUGCUCGCCCACCAGUGUCAAUUCGGUGAAUGUACCCUCGACUAGCGAACUGCACAGAAAUGCUCAGUGCGAGGGCAGCAACAUCCUGCACGAGAGCUUCAAGAUACGUCUGAACACCAGCGGCGGUAUCACUACUGUCAAACAAGAACCACUCGAUAAUCAAAUUAAAUUGGAGGUGAAACAAGAGACUAAUAACGAGACCAGGUUCGAAUGGGAAGAGAAAAAGAAGAGACGAUCGGAUCCGACUCCCUUGUCUACAGGUAGUAAAAAGAAAAGAGUGCUCUCCUGUUCGUCCACUAUCAGUAACGACGGAGUGCAAGAAAAGAUAUUGGGUCAGGCUUUGCACGAAGCCAGUAGAAAGAGCGACAAGAAGGCGAAAUCUCUUGUGAAGAGGGAAUCCUUUCUCACAACAGAGGAACACUAUUACACAGCUGUAGGAGAUCCGACUUAUACGUUAAAUUUAAAACAGUCUAACCCAGUAGAGGCGAGUAAUUCAUUAGAAGUCCCAAGCUGGAGAGUAAAGGUAUAUACGAGUUGUUACACGAUGGAGGGAACUGAGAAUUUGGACGAUGAGAUUUUUAAUAAGAGACAUUUGAAAUUGGAGAAUGACGAAAGGAGGAGAAAGCGAUGGGAUGUACAAAGGAUAAGGGAACAAAGGCAUAUAGAGAAGUUAAAACAACGGCAAGAACGUCAAAAUCAUCAAGCUACGUGCUACAAUACAAAUCAUACUGGUCCUUGUCCAUCGUCCAUGGAAGAGGAAACCAUAACGUCCUUGUGGCCUGAUAUAGAACAAAUUCAAAGUCUUCAAGUAGAUCUUCAUUUGCCAGUGACUGCAUUUGGCGCUCUUAUUCCUAGUUUUACUCCAAGUGAAUUCUCUUUACCCUGGUCGAAUAUAACGCGAAUAAAGUGUCGACGUCCCAAACGUUCAACAGGUAGAAGAAAAUCUACAGGUAGAAGAAAAGUUUAGGUGAUAUGUACAUUUUUAUAAAAGUGGACAGAACUGAUUUUUUUUUAUCGGUACCGUCGGUUUUAAAUUCUUGAAAAUACUACUGCUCUCUCUCUCGCGCCAUAAUUGAAAGAGCGGGUUUUUUUUGUUGCAAAAUAGGGGCACCAAAGAUAUUUUUAUUGACUUUUUAAACAUAUGCAAUAUAUAUAGUAUAGUUUACCUAUUUUUUCUACAUUUUUAUUUAAGUAAAAUUUACCGUCAACGCUUGUUUGAUACAUCUAUUCUACAUCUUGUACAUACUCGGUGUUGGUCAUUUUAUUUAUAUAACUGAAUACGUAUCACACAACACAUAACAAAGUAUCAAUCUGGCAUAUUGAGUAUUUUUCAACUCUAGACCAGAUUUCUGUUCCACUUUCAGUGAGUUGACAAUAUGGAUAUUGCAAAACUUUUUUACUACUCCAAUUAUAUAGACUAUAUUAUUUUUAUAAUUAAAUACAUUCUUUGCUAUUAAUUAUAGAAGAAUCAUUAACGGACAUAUACAUUGAUAAUAUACACUUGGCAAAAAUAUAUUAUAAAACAAUAUACAUAAAACAAUAUUACAUAACGAAAGAAUAUAAUAAAUUUUUAAAUUUUGUGUAGCUCUUUUUGAUUAGACUUUAUAAAUUCCGCAUUUCUUAAUAAUUUAACAUUGGAUGAUAAAUAUUCUUGAAAAAAUUAAACAUUGUCGCAAAAUGAUCGCAAAUUGACUAAUUCCAAGAUUUACAGUACAAAUGUAUUGUAUAGAGUGUGCAAAAAAAAUGUGCGCCUUCUUAUUAACAGAUUCUUUGACGAAAUUAACAUUUCCUUCACGAAAAUUUGAUGGCCUAAUGAAAUAAUUUUCAUGCACUUUUUCGUUAAGGAAACAUUCACGCCAAAAAAAUUUGUAACUAAAAGAAACUGAAUCGCCUUUUGAUACUGAUCUGUAUGUUGUACAAUCUGUCAACGUUGUCCUAUUGGAUUACAAGUAAGAUAUCGCAAGAUCUACUAUUCUUGCUCUCAUGUAUGUUGAACGCUGAAUGUCAAAAUCCGAGAAAUAGGCAGAGAAGAAACUUCGGACGUCGUAAACGAUUGUAAAGUUAUUAGUAUCGCGACUAAUAGUCCAAUUUUAUCGAUCCGAGGUACAAGGCUCUUUGAGAAAUAUAUAUAUAUAUUUUCACAAUCAAUUUCAUUUUUAAAUUUAAGUUAAAUUUCAAGUUAACUAUACUGACUUGGUGCAUAUUGUAUAUUUAAGAAACAAAAUUAUGUAAAUUUUUCAUUUGUGUUACCUUCAAAUAUUGGUACAGUUAUUGAUAAUAUUGUUUCACGGUUCUGUCGUACUGUAAAGAUAUACAUAUGUAGAAUUCUCAUACAUUUUAUCCGAGAUGAUUUGUGAUAAUUCCGAUUUUACUUGCGUUAUAAAAAACUGUAGUCUUACGAAUAUAACGGAUCGACGCAAAUAAUAAUUCAAGCAGAUGACAACUUGAUGACAUUAUUUUCGCAUAUCUGCUGGAUAUCAGAUUAUUAUUUAAGACGUUCCACAAUAACUUAUCUUGGAUGAAUGAAAAUAAAAAUUGUAUAUACUUUUCUUUAGAAAUAUAGAUUUUUUUUACGUUCUAAUUUUUUAUGAUGCGUGUGUAUAUGUGUAUAUACAUAUAUAUAUAUACACAUAUAUAUGCUGUAAAAUAAUAUAUUAACCGUCCAUGAAAGCUAAUAGAAUUUCAUGAACAAAACAGCAUUUGAUGCUACGAUACUACGAAUGUAAUUAUCAAUAUCCUGUAAAUGUAAAUGACAACUUUUCUAGCUGUGAACUUACUGAUUGAGUUCUUAGUACAUCUACAAAUAUAUACGACAUAUAACGCUCUGUGAAAAAGAAUAUAAAUUAUUAUUUUCUAAUGUAUAUGCGUCAACAGAGAGAAUUUUGUUACGUCGGCAGAUGUACUGUGUGUCAAAAAGUUGUACGAAAGUUUCAAAGAGGAAACGUAGGAAGAAAUAGGCUCUUCACUGAUGUCACAUCCGCCUUAAACGUCCUACUGUGUAAUAUAACAUCGAGUACAUUUUAGAAAUAAAAAAAAAAGACAUUGA
This is a messenger RNA of Wasmannia auropunctata (little fire ant), 4629 nucleotides long. RefSeq lists its product as uncharacterized. The transcript is spliced from 4 exons. Gene Ontology annotation, cellular component: MSL complex. Lineage: Eukaryota; Metazoa; Arthropoda; Insecta; Hymenoptera; Formicidae. The record is from RefSeq and is a predicted model, not a curated record. The coding region runs from base 13 to 2550 and encodes 845 amino acids.